Molecule: messenger RNA, 1303 nt
Organism: Scomber japonicus (chub mackerel)
Lineage: Eukaryota; Metazoa; Chordata; Actinopteri; Scombriformes; Scombridae
Product: tripartite motif-containing protein 16-like
Exons: 1
Molecular function (GO): protein binding
Source: RefSeq, a predicted model, not a curated record
CGACUAAACAUCCAGCAGAGAAUCCAGGACAGAGAGAAAGAUGUGAAGCUGCUUCAACAGGAGGUGGAGGCCGUCAGUCGCUCUGCUGAUAAAGCAGUGGAGGACAGUGAGAAGAUCUUCACUCAGCUGAUCCGUCUCCUCCAGAAAAGAAGCUCUGAUGUGAAGCAGCAGAUCAGAUCCCAGCAGGAAACUGAAGUGAGUGGAGUCAAAGAGCUUCAGAAGAAGCUCCAGCAGGAGAUCACUGAGCUGAAGAGGAAAGACACUGAACUGAAGAAGCUCUCAGACACAGAGGAUCACAACCAGUUUCUACACAACUACCCCUCAGUGUCACAACUCAGUGAACCUACAGACUCAUCCAGCAUCAAUAUCCGUCCUCUCAGAUACUUUGAGGAUGUGACAGCAGCUGUGUCAGAGCUCAGAGAUAAACUACGAGACAUCCUGAGGGACAUUUGGACAAACAUCUCACUGACAGAGACUGAAUUGGAAGUUUUACUGUCAGAACCAGAACCCAAGACCAGAGCUGAGUUCAUAAUAUAUUCAUGUAAAAUCUCGCUGGAUCCAAACACAGCAAACACAUGGCUGUUAUUAUCUGAGGGGAACAGAAAAGUAGAAUUUAUGAGCCAACAACAGUCUUAUUCUCGUCACCCAGACAGAUUCACUAUAUGGUCUCAGGUGCUGAGUAGAGAGAGUCUGACUGGACGUUGUUACUGGGAGGUGGAGUGGAGAGGAGGAGGAGUUUAUGUAGCAGUCGCAUACAAGAACAUCAGCAAAGCUGGAGGGUCAAUUGAAUCUCUUUUUGGACGUAAUGACAAAUCUUGGGCUUUAGAUAGUGACAGUUAUAAUUUUUGGUUCAACAACAUCAAAACUCUUGUCUCAGGUCCUCGUUCCCGCAGAGUCGGAGUGUACCUGGAUCACAGAGCAGGUAUUCUGUCCUUCUACAGCGUCUCUGACACCAUGACUCUCCUCCACAGAGUCCAGACCACAUUCACUCAGCCUCUCUAUGCUGGAGUUCGGCUUUAUUUUCCUGGAGCCACAGCUGAGUUGUGUAAACUCAAAUAGACAGAAGUCAUUUCAGACUUCAUGUGUCAGAUUCUGUGUUGUUAUUCUUCAUGUUUUUGUCUCCAUGUUUCUGAACUGCACAGAGAUCGUCUGUCAUGCUAAUAGGGAUUGUCAACACUUUUUGUACUUUAUGUAUGUGUUGUUGAUAUAUUCAGUUUCUUUAAAUGUGACUCUUUCCUGUGUGUUUUUAUCCAUGGAGGCUCUCACUGCUCGUGACAAUGUUUUUAACCUUCACUGACAUUCC